GCAUAAGCAAACAAAACACAGCAAAUAAGCAACAACCAUUUUUUUUUUCUCCUUUUUCUUUCUUUUCCCAUUUCAAAGGGCCAAUACCAAAGAUCAAAAGCCUUGUUUUUCACUCUUCCAGUUCCAAAUCCCAACUCUUCUUCCAAGUAGCAACCCAAACCCCAUCUUAAAGCAAGCUCUCUCUGUUUUUCUUGAGACGCAGAACGGUUUUUGGUGGCGGUGGCGGUGACAGAACACCCACCAAAUCCAAAUGGAAUACACAAGCUCAAGGCCUCAAGAAUUCAGAGAGAAGCCCUAUUCGUAUUCCCCCAUAAACUCGCCGAGAACCAACAACAAUGGCACGGCCACCAACGCCAGCGUCUGCAGCAGCAGCAGCAGCUCGGCGGUGGCGGCUCAAAUCCCGACAACUCCGAAAGUCUCAACUCCCAGAUCUGACUCCAAUCCCUACCCGACAACCUUUGUCCAAGCUGACUCCUCGAACUUCAAACAUGUUGUCCAAAUGCUCACCGGCUCCUCGGAAACCGUCACUCACCAGUCCUCCCCUAAACCCACCACCGCCACCCACCACCACCACCAUCAUCAAGAUCCAACAAUUUUGCCACCCUCCAACAAAAACUUCAACAUCCCACCUAUCAAAACCGCCCCACCAAAAAAACAGGGCUUCAAGCUCUACGAGCGGAGGAGUACCAAUCUCAAAAACACCCUCAUGAUCAACACCCUCAUCCCCAACUUCCAAUCGGCUUCUGGGUUUUCGCCACGUCACCAGGAGAUCCUGUCCCCGAGCUUGCUCGACUUCCCUUCCCUCACCCUCAGCCCAGUGACGCCGUUGAACGACGACCCCUUCGACAAGUCGGCGGCGUCGCCGUCACUGGGGAACUCUUCGUCGGAGGAGGACAGGGCGAUUGCGGAGAAAGGGUUUUACUUGCACCCGUCGCCGAGAGCUACGACGACUCCGAGAGACCAAGAGCCGCGGCUUCUGCCUCUGUUUCCGGUCACGUCACCGAGAGUUUCUGGGUCUUCUUCUUGAUCAAAUGACGAGGAGAGAGAAAGAGAAGAGAGAGAGGCAUGUGUAGUAAGUAUUAUUUACUGUGGGUGGGUUUUGAUUAAAAUGAUCAUCAGGAGAAGUGAAGAUUAAUGGGUUGGAUGAGUUUCAAUGACAGGGUCCCCCCAAUUGAGGAGUGAGGAGGUGGAGGACCACAUUUCCCAUUCACUCAAAGGCCAUCCAUGCAUGAAACUUCCACCUAAUCAUGUGGACUUGUGACUGUGAGCUCUUGAAAUUGUUCAGAUAAUGCAUUUGUAGCAGGUCUUCUCAUUCUGUACUUCUCUUUAUUUCUCUUUUGAUUUAUUUAUUUAGAAUUUGGGAAAAAAAUGAGGAAAGAAUGCACGAGAUGAAAAUGGGAGUACGACAAUCAUUAUAUUACAAUCACUCAGGUGCGAGGAUUGAGCGCAUAUGAGUCCUUUUUUAUUUAAUGCAUGCUUAGUAGUUAGUACGCUUCGU
This is a messenger RNA of Malus domestica (apple), 1498 nucleotides long. RefSeq names its product VQ motif-containing protein 4. The record is from RefSeq and is a predicted model, not a curated record. Lineage: Eukaryota; Viridiplantae; Streptophyta; Magnoliopsida; Rosales; Rosaceae.